Molecule: messenger RNA, 1672 nt
Organism: Epinephelus fuscoguttatus (brown-marbled grouper)
Lineage: Eukaryota; Metazoa; Chordata; Actinopteri; Perciformes; Serranidae
Gene: ap2m1b
Product: adaptor related protein complex 2 subunit mu 1b
Exons: 7
Biological process (GO): clathrin-dependent endocytosis
Cellular component (GO): cytoplasmic vesicle; AP-2 adaptor complex
Molecular function (GO): clathrin-cargo adaptor activity
Source: RefSeq, a predicted model, not a curated record
AUGAUUGGAGGACUCUUCAUCUAUACCCACAAGGAGGAGCUGCUGAUCUCCAGGGUGUACCGCGAUGACAUCGGUUACUAUGGCAACAUGCUCCAUGAAGCUAACCUGCUGAGUCACAGGUUUGCUUCAUGUCAGCCUGAGGCUGAGCGUGUAGCAGGAAGUAGAAACAUGGCGUGUCCUUUAGUGAAUGAAGUGGUGGAGGUUGAGGCCCAGUGUAUUCAGAGGCUGUUGUGUAAGGAGAAGGAGGAUCGCCGUGGAUGCCUCCGAGACAAGGUCAUCCACCGCCGCACCAGCUUCUUCCACGUGAAGCGCUCUAGCAUCCGGCUGGCGGCCAUCACUCAGCGGAACGUCGAUGCCACCACAGUGUUCCAGUUCUUCUACAAGAUAUUUACCCUCAGAACUCAGAGACCUGAGCUCAUCAUCAUCAUCACCAUCAUCAUCAUCAUCAUCAUUGACCUGUUAGCGUUCAUAUUUCUCCAAUAUGGCGGUGACGUUGACGCCCGAUCCAGCAGCCAGUCAGACGUUUGUCUCCGCCCACAGACCAAAGAGGAGUAGUCUCAGAUCACCUGUCAGGUGACGGGUCAGAUCGGCUGGAGGCGGGAAGGAAUCAAGGACAGACGGAACAAGCUCCACCUGGAUGUGUUGGAGAGCGUCAACCUGUUCCUGUCCCCGCAAGGUCAGGUGCUCAGCGCUCACUUGUCGGGGCACGUGGUGAUGAAGAGUUACCUGAGCGGGAUGCCAGAGUGUAAGUUCUGGAUGAACGACAAGAUUGUCAUCGACAAGCAGGGCAAAGGAGGAAGUUCAGAGGAUGUAGGCAAAAGGCUCCCUCAGGUCUGAAGGUGUUCGAGCCAGAACUCAACUACAGCAACCAUGAUGUCAUCAGAUGGGUUUGUUACAUCAGAUGGAGUGGCAUCUACGAGACACGCUGUUGACCGCCGCCACACGCCUCGUGACAUCAUCAUCGUUAUUAUAGACCAGUGUGUGUGUGUGUGUGUGUGUGUGUGUGUGUGUGUGUUUGUUUGUUUGUUUGUUUGUUUGUUUGUUUGUUCAGUGUUUGACCAGGGGGCGGAGCUUUGUGUGGGGACACAGAUCAGCCAAUCACAUUCCAGACAGUCCUCCAGCUGAUGUCAUCGUUCAUCACAAACACUGCAUGGUCGGUAUCAGACAGAAACCUCAUUGACACUUCAUAAUGUGUCCACUGCCACAUGAUGAGGGUUAGUGUUUAAAUGAAUCAUUCACAGCAGAGAUGGGGCGCUUUACUCUUAAUAUGAUCCAGAAAUAUAUUCUGCCCAAAGUCACGUGACUCUGACAAUACUGACACACGUGUUUAAAACUGUCCAACAACAUUACAGAGUGUUAAACUGGUCACAGCAAGUGAAACCUCCUCAGUCUGCUGAGGGUUAAUGAUGAUCACAUGAGGACACUUGUUAGUCUGAUCCAGUGAAUGAGAGGAAGGACUCUGUCUCUGCAGGAUCCUUCCUUGACUCUGAGAAACACCCCGGGUCCUACAUUUCCCAUGAUGUCUUUGUGCUUACCCAGCAUGCCUCACUUCAGACACCUUAAACCUGUUGGUCCUUUGUUGUUAUUGUUGUUAAAUUUUUACAGAUUUGUAUCCUGAUGUUUGAAUAGUCGUUUUUUUUUCCAAAUGUUUUUUCUUAAUAAAAUGAUUUUG